AUGUCCCCGCAGGCCAACAAGGCCGCGCUCGUCACGGCCUACUACCUCGUCUUCGGCAGCAACCGCGCGGCCGCCCGCUUCGCCGAGCUAGGGCAGUGCUCGUCGUUGUGGAGCUCGUCCUGGACGCUGACAAGAGGACGAGCGAGAAGGCACUGGCCGUGCUGGACGGCAUCCUGUGCUGACACCGGCCUUGAGUCCGUGCGUGCGCACGCGCUGGUCGUGCCGUGCUGGUCAAGAAGAUGUUGCGUCUCUGCGCUCUGGCGCCUCUGCCGUGCCGCGGACACUGGCGCCGGCGCGUGCUGCGACGAGGCGCUGCGUGUGGGCACCUUCAAGAAGCUGCUCCAGGUGGGCUGCGGCGGCGUGACCAAAGAUCGGGCCAACGAGCUGCUCAAUGGUUUCAGGGGCAGCGUAGAGUGCAUCGAGACGGUGGACUUCAGGGGGCUCAAGAGGCCAUUUUGA
Triticum turgidum subsp. durum (durum wheat) is the source of this 459-nucleotide messenger RNA. The record is from the annotation of a GenBank genome assembly. Lineage: Eukaryota; Viridiplantae; Streptophyta; Magnoliopsida; Poales; Poaceae.